CCCUGUAUGACUUGGAAAUAGGCCACACUACAGUGGGGCUUGUUUAUGAAUAGAGAUGUCUAGGAUUGAGCUGUUGAUUUUGGACAAUGGACCAGAAUACAACACAGGAAUGACAGUUCAUCCAUAGUAAUUACAGUAGAGUCUCACUUAUCCAACACUCACUUAUCCAACGUUCUGGAUUAUCCAACGCAUUUUUGUAGUCAAUGUUUUCAAUAUAUCGUGAUAUUUUGGUGCUAAAUUCAUAAAUACAGUAAUUACUACAUAGCAUUACUGCAUAUUGAACUACUUUUUCUGCCAAAUUUGUUGUCUAACAUGAUGUUUUGAUGCUUAAUUUGUAAAAUCAUAACCUAAUUUGAUGUUUAAUAGGUUUUUCCUUAAUGCCUCCUUAUUAUCCAACAUAUUCGCUUAUCCAACAUUCUGCCGGCCCAUUUAUGUUGGAUAAGUGAGACUCUACUGUAUAUAUAUUUAUUACACAAUCUAUUUUGCCCUUUGCAACAGUUCACGGUGGGCAUCAAUAUAUAAGAUGUGUAAGAUUGAAUUUACAGUGUGGUAUCAAUGGGAGCUGGUGUGAUGUAGAGUGGUAACUAUAAGAGGGCAAUUAAAUUCUGAGUUUAAAUUUUUACCUUGACCACAGAUUUACUUGAAUAGCUUCGUAUAAGUCAAUGUCUCAUAAAUGCCUUUCUUAGGUCUUGCUGCUUGGUUUUGGUGCAUGGGUGACACAGUCAAACCCCUUUGAUUGGUCCAUAAAGGCAUGAUGGAACAAAGGAGAAAAGAAAGUAUCACUAGCUGAAGUCAGUGGUCAAAAUUAGCACCAGUAGUAUUGUGCAAGAAAUAAUGGCAUUUCGGUAUCGAUGCUACAGCACUAGUAUCAUGUGCUUGAUUAGCUCAUCUGACAAGAAGGGCUGCUGUGUCUGCAACCACUGAAGUUUGGGACAACUAUCAAGAGAAGUCCUGUGUAAACUAUAAGCCUAGCUGCAAGGUUAUGAAGAGUUCAACAGAAAAAUCCUAAACACUACCUUUGACUGGAAAUAAACACCUUGGUGAAUUCAUCGUAUCUAAAGCUCAGAGUUGCUGAACAUUAUUUCAAGAAGAUAUUUUGCAGAAAUAAGGAUAAUUUUGAGAAGUUGUUUAUAAGCCCUUGCUAUUUUCUCAUCGAAAUUGUGAAUAUCAGACUACUACGUUGCCAGGGAAGAUACUCUUUUCUAAUAGGAAAACAAAUUACCAGACAAUGAAAAUUACUUUCUUUCUCAUUCAGAGAGCUUUCAAAAAAAGUGUGGAAGAGAUAUUUAUAGCAAGGCUAUAGUGUCUUUGCUCCAGAAGAACACAAAAGAAAAAGAAACACAAACAGUACAAUGGAAGAAGAUUCCUGUGAUUUGGAGUACUCAAGUGAAGAAUCUGAUGUGCUUUCUCAUGACAGUGAACCUGAAGAAAAUGUUUCCAAAUCAAAAAAAGCUAAUCGUUCUUCACAAGAUAAUGCACAAUACCGGCGGGAUAGAUAUGGACACAUACACCUUCCAACCUCAACUAGGUCUUAUAAGGAGGAUCUAAGGGCAGGUUCUUACCGAAGAAGGAAUCCUCACACUCAUAGAACAAGAUGUUUUGUUCAUCAACAGGGAGAUCCGUACCAUUCUCAGGGUGACAGUAGUGUAAGUGUGGAUGAAGUUCUUAACCUGCUGCCCACCUACAAAAGAAAGACACGCCAGCAGUGUCAACAGGAAAAGGAGGCAGCUAUCACAAUCCAGUCUGCCUGGAGAGGUCAUCAAGUUAGGAGGCACAUUGACACAAUGAAUGAAGCGGCUACCAAAAUUCAGGCAGCUUUCCGAGGCCACGUGACACGGAAAGAACUGCCCUUGGAACUGAGUGGAUAUGCCAGGACUGACAGACCAAAAAUACAGAGGAAAGCAAGAACUGAUAAUCAAAGCAAGUGUUGUCCAGAGCUCCUAAAUUGCCUUCAGAAAUUUGGUUUGGUAUCUGGACCACACACGCAGAGGCAGAACAUCGUCCUCCCAAAAGCCAGACCAAGUAGAUGUCCCAAAUACAUCAUAGAAGACUAUCCUGUUUUGAAUCCCAAUGUAUCCUUCUUUGAAAUCAAAUCACCUCUCAGACCUAACAGGGAAGUAUUCACAUACAAGUCUUUAAAUGUCUUUGCCCAGACACAAAGAUACCAGGCCGCUGCCACUACAAUCCAAGCGGCAUGGAGAGGGUACCAAAUUAGACAGAAAAUCCCCAUUAACCUCACCAUCAGGAAAACCUCUUGGAAACAUACAUUGUCAGGACAUACUCUUGAGGCACAUGAAAUCCAUCAGAUCUUUACAAGACCCGUGCUGAGAAAGGCACCACGCAUCCGAAAUAUUAACAUUCGUACAGUGGUGAAGAACGCACCAGCUUCCUCCCAAAAGCCAAACAUAUCCAUCCAAGUUUUGAGCCCCAGAGGUGUGAUCCAGGGAUUUCAGAGAGACAUGAGCAGAGGUGCUCAGGCACUCUACACAGUUGCAAGUAAAAAUGCUACAAUACCAUCUCAGAUCUUCAUUCAUGUCACUUUGCAGAAGGGAAGUCCUCCCAAAAACUAAAAAGAAGAAGUACAAAUCCAGAAGAUGUCAUGCAGGAAAGGAUGUCUAGUAAAGACCAUUCUAAGAAACUGAACAUAAAUGGAACUGUGAUUGGAAUGGCAAAGGCAUUCACUCUCUGUCCACAAUUAUGAUAGUGGCUAUUUGGUUUGCAGAAGCGUGUAGCUCACUAAGGGCCUCAGGUUGUUGUAAGGCUGUUUGAUCUCACAGAUGCAGUUCCAGAUGUUUGAAAAACUACCUUUCAACUGUAGCUCCCGAAAUCUUGGUGAUGGGAUUCUCUGAAUUAUUUUCCCAAGGCUUGUGCCAUAUUCCCUCGACCUCCUUUGAAAAUGGAGAGAAUACAAAAAUAAAUAAACA
Anolis carolinensis (green anole) is the source of this 2924-nucleotide messenger RNA. RefSeq names its product abnormal spindle-like microcephaly-associated protein homolog. The transcript has 4 exons. The record is from RefSeq and is a predicted model, not a curated record. Gene Ontology annotation, cellular component: spindle pole. NCBI's taxonomy places the organism in Eukaryota, Metazoa, Chordata, Lepidosauria, Squamata, Anolidae. Gene Ontology annotation, molecular function: calmodulin binding. Gene Ontology annotation, biological process: mitotic cell cycle; establishment of meiotic spindle localization; spindle organization. Bases 1353 to 2570 code for a protein of 405 amino acids.